AGCCGUGAGCAGCACGGCAGAGUGGCGCCAGGGACGAAGCUGAUGACGUCAUACCGGGGAUGCUGAGGGAGCCAGAAUGAAGUUCCCGUUCAGGUGUCCAGGACAGCGCAGCCAGCUCGCCCAACCAUGGAGUGCUGCUGUGCUGUGGCUGCUCCUUUACUUCGGUUGCAGCGUCGGUCGGGCGGACGAACAGGAGUACCGGCUGACGCGCUACCUGAUGUCCAACUAUGACCCGGCGGUGCGGCCUUCCUUCAACUCGUCACUGUCACUGCGCGUGGACCUGGACCUGUCUCUACUGCAGCUUCUCGACGUGGACGAGAAAAGCCAGACAAUCUCGACGAACUGCAGGCUGACGCAGCGGUGGACGGAUGCUCACCUCAAGUGGAAUGCAUCAGACUUCGGUGGCAUUGGCGUGCUGCGCAUUCCAUCCGGGCAAGUCUGGAAGCCGGACCUGGUCCUCUACAACAACGCACGCGGCGACUACCACGCGGGCCACCUGGGCAGCAACGUGAUCGUGCGGUGGACGGGCGAGGUGCUGUUCCCGGUGCAGGCGGUGUUGUCGAGCGCCUGCCGCCUGGACUUGCACUACUUCCCGUUCGACGUGCACCUCUGCGAGCUGCAGUUCGUCUCCUGGACGUACGACUCGCAGCAGGUGGAACUGGAGCCAGCCCAGACCACGGACGGCCUGGGCCGCUUCCUCAGGCACGGCGAGUUCGAGCUGCUCGAGAUGACCGUCGCGCAGCAGGCGCACCCGCCUCCGGACGCGUCCGCGUCGACUGCGGCUGCGUCCACCGCUGCGGGCGAAGAGGGCGACGGCGUGGCCGCGACGGCGGCCCCUCAAUACCGGGGCGUCACGUACACCCUGCGGCUUCGCCGGCGUCCCGGAUCGCAGCUCCUGCACCUGGUGCUGCCGUGCGUGGUGGUGAACGCGCUGGCCCUGCUGGGCUUCCUGGUGCCCUGCGAGUCCGGCGAGAAGGUGACGCUGGGCAUCAACACGCUGCUCUGCCUGGCCGUCUUCCUGGUCGUGGUGCGCGACAGCCUGCCGCCCGCCGCAUCGGUGCCCCUGCUCAGCGUGUACUACGGCCUCAGCACGUGCGUGGUGGCGUGCACGACGGCGCUGAGUGUGGUGACGCUCAGCCUGCACCACCGGGGAUCCCGGGGCGCCGAGGUGCCGCGCGGACUGCGCCGGCUCGUGCUGGGAUUUCUGGCCCGGCUGCUACUGCUCGGCUGCUGCGGACCUAGCGGCGACGAACGAAAGAACCACCACCAGCGUCACGACUCUUCGCGCGAGUCGAGCAAGUCGUCCCGGCUGCAGCCGCCGAGUCCGUCGCUGGACUCGGACAAGCUGGAGCUGGACCACAUCGAGCGAUACAACUUCUCCCCGCGUCUGCGUCACCGCAAGGAGUUCUGCGCCGGGCUCGGGAGUGUGCUGGGCGGCGGGGUCCCGCCGCCGCCGGUGCCAGGACCCGCGGUGGAUGGCUCCUCGGACGAGUUCGAGAAGCAGUUCCUGCGCGUGCUCGCUAAGGUGUACCAGACGAUCGAGAAGAACGAGCUUCGCGUGGCGGAACGCGAUCGACGCGACGCGGUGCGGGGAGAGUGGCAUCAAGUGGCCGUUGUCUGCGACCGUUUCCUGCUGGCCGCUUUCCUGCUCUCCAUCGCCGUGGCCGCCUUCGUAGUGCUCUUCUCCGCAGCACCGCAGCCCAACAGGCCCUGACCGCCGGUGGUUGCACUAAAACGAGUCAGCGAGAAGUCCAGUGCUGCAGUGAUGGUGCGCCGACGUGUGCGCGCCACAUUGUUCGUCUACUGUAACGGCAACUGCGUGUUAAACCGCCGUCCGCCAAUCUCGUCGCGUCGUUCUACAGUGCGACACGACGUUGAGACAGCAGUGGGACUCGGGGAACUUCUGAUAAGCCUACGGCUACCUUCCAUCGCUGCGAGAGACAUUUCCGGCCUCGUGGGAUUUGGAACCUUUUGAGAAACGAGCUUGGAGCCAGGGCUUGUUAAACGCCAAUUGAAUAUGGCUGGGGCGUGUGUCGCUAAACAUUCCGUCUCGCAGAUUCCGUGCGGUGCCGCCGAAAUUGAAAGCCCGCCAUCUGACACUGUCUAUUGCCGGGCGAUGAAAUAAUCAUCGAUUCGAACACGCCUGUAACGGCGAUCACUUCUUUCUGAGGUAUGCCUGAAAAAAUAUAAUGUUCCUUAAUGAGUGCCACAGUACUUCAAGGUUCUUGCCUGAAGGCACAGUGAUACAGAAACUGAAUGUGGGAUCUUUUUUUUCUUAUUAUACGAAAUGCGGCUACGGCUUCCGUGGUGUUGCAUGGAACUUGUGAGACAGUGUGUGAGACCGCGCACGACAGGAUCAGUUUAGCGAGGUGCCGAUAAAAUCGUGACGCUGAGUCUGCAGCUGGGCAGAAGUCGGGGAAUAAUUGUAUGUAGCAUUUCGUAUUACGUAAAACGUUGACAUAAAUGGGCCAAAUGCCUUCAUAAUUGUCAUGUAACCAUACCUAGAUUUUUACACAUCCUCUUAACAGGAAAAACUUGAUUUUACAGCUUACAUGUUACGUAUUUAAAAUUUUCAAACGAUUUGCCGUAUUCAGGCUGUCGCUCAAGCGUUAGAAUCUGCGCGAACAAAAAAAAAGAAAGAAAGAAAUUCUGGUGCGCUAAUUGGUGGCUAAACUUCACGAAGAAAGAUCGCUACUGAAAAUGGGGAAAAUUUUCAAAUUGAGAAUUGAUUAGGUGGAUAAAAUGAUAAAUUAUUUGCUCACCAUGGCCGCCGGUUGCUCUCCAGGAAGUUUAAUUACUUCAAGAAGCAGGGUUAAAACAAUAUUUCAGCAGCA
Dermacentor silvarum is the source of this 2834-nucleotide messenger RNA. Its product is annotated as neuronal acetylcholine receptor subunit alpha-10-like. Gene Ontology annotation, cellular component: postsynaptic membrane; neuron projection; synapse. Gene Ontology annotation, biological process: chemical synaptic transmission; regulation of membrane potential; monoatomic ion transmembrane transport. NCBI's taxonomy places the organism in Eukaryota, Metazoa, Arthropoda, Arachnida, Ixodida, Ixodidae. Gene Ontology annotation, molecular function: transmembrane signaling receptor activity; acetylcholine-gated monoatomic cation-selective channel activity. The record is from RefSeq and is a predicted model, not a curated record.